CUACUGCGCUUAUUGGGCGGCUGUGGCGACGGCGGCGGCUGCGGCGUCGGGGCAGGAGAGAGGGGCUCCUGCAGCGGCAGACCUGUCCGCCGUGCGGUGAGAGGCCGGGGCUCGUGCCCUCUCGGGGCCAUGAACCUGGGGGAUGGAUUAAAGCUUGAAACAGAAUUAUUGGAUGGGAAAACAAAGCUAAUAUUGGCUUCAUAUGAACGUAAACCAAAAACUGCCACAAAGAUACUCCAGCCUGCUAAUACCAACUUUGGAUCCUGCCUCUCCUCUACUCUACCAUUUCUCCCAGAUGGGAAUUAAGGCCAGGAUUCCAAACCAGCCUUUGAGAAUACCACAGACCGGACAUAUUCUUAAAUCAACACAGAACACUGACAGCAGGAAUGGAAGCCUUUUACAGAAGAGUAGGACUGCUUCUGAAUCUUCACUGGCAAAAGGAGAUAAAAGCAGAAGGAUUUUCUCACCAGCUAGCUGUUUCUCAAGACACGACACAGAUAACGAUCAUCUUUGUAUGCAGAGAAACAUUACAGUCGAAACUCCCAACACAUGGAGGACUAAAAAUUACAAACAGUCUGCAGUAUUUAAACAGAAACCUCAAAAAAAACACAUCAUAGUUGAAGAUCUAAAGAAUAAUUUGGUUUGUCUAACUGAGGAACAACUACAACAGAUUUUGAUGGCUGUUGGCCGAGGAAAUGGACCUAUUUCACAGAUGGAGAAUGGAAAGAAAGAAGAGAAAUGUCAAAAUAAUUUACAUUUUAACAGUUUUUCUAAUGAGUCAAAAGAUGAGAACAUUAUGGGAUUACUUCAAAAAACUGAAAAUGUUUCGCCUCUCCCAGAUGAAAAUAACUCUGGCUUAAACAAAAAACAGAAGACAUCUAAGCAGUAUGAGCAGAAAUUUGCCGUAAAGACAGUAUGGAAACCGGCCGAUAUGUUCAGUACUCUGGGGGAGAGAGAGAGAGAUAAAAGUUUGUUGGAAGCAAAGAAAUUCCAGUGGAGGAAGGAGCUAGAUGAACAGGUUGCACUAAAGAAGAAAGAAAAAGAAAAAGCAGCCUUGGAAGAGCAGAAGAAAUGCCCGUGGGACAGACCGAGGGACCCCAAGCUCAUUUGGGACAAUUUUCACUCAGAGGGGUCGGAGUGCUCAAUGAGCCCAUCUAGCAUUCUCUCAAGGUCACCUAACCCGAGGCUGUCUGCCCAUCCUGCCGGGGACUCAGUACCUGGGACUAGCCAGACUCUGGAAAUAACAUCUCUUGGUGAAUUUGACUCUGCUACUGAGGAGACCCCAGUUUCACAGAAUGCUUCAAGGGGAGAAUCCAGCGAGGCUGGUCCCAGCAGCUGCAGCGCCCCCCGUGGGAAGCCCACCACCUUUAGUUCUCCAGAUCUGCCAGCAGCCAUUCGCACAGCCUUUGUUCUAGGGGAAGCUGCACCGCUGGAGCAUCCUUUCAGUGCUGUGAAGAAAGAACAGCAGAAAAAGUGGAUUGAAGAACUGAACAAACAAAAGGAAGAAGAUAAGCAGAGAAAGCUCCAGGAAAAAAUGAUAUAUUCAAAGGGUGAAGAACAUGACAGAUGGGCCAUGCAUUUUGAUUCCUUAAAACUCUAUCCCAAUUCUCAGUCUCAACUAUCUUCUCAUGCAACCCAGAAACAACCCGACUACUUAUGUCUGUCCUCAGACAUUCAGGAAAUGACUGAUAUUAGCAAUCCUCAUACACCUUUAUCUGGAAGCCAACCUGGGCCUUCAGAGGAAGAGAACUUGGGGAAAUCUGUUCGGGAUACUGCUCCUACAAACAUGGAGAAAAGCAAUUUCCUUCGCUCUAUGACGGCACUCCUGGAUCCUGCUCAAAUUGAAGAAAGGGAUAGACGAAGACAAAAACAGUUAGAACAUCAGAAAGCCAUCACUGCCCAGGUGGAGGAGAAGCGAAGGAAGAAGCAGCUCGAGGAGCAGCAGAGGAAGCAGGAGGAAGAGGAGGAAGAGCGUCGCCUGGCCCGCGAGCGAGAAGAGAUGCAGAGGCGGUUUGAGGAAGACCUGCUCGAACAGAAGCGCAAGGAGGAAGUCAUGACCCUGAAGACGAACGAGCUGUACCAGACCAUGCAGAAGGCCCAGGAGCUGGCGCAGAGGCUAAAGCAGGAGCAGCGCAUCCGCGAGCUGGAACAGAAAGGCCAUGACAUCUCCAACUUGCUGCGCAGCCUUGGCGGCGACGCGGGGCCGGCCGAGCCAAGUCUGGAGGUCGACGGCCUUCUGCAGUUCAGACAGGACUGUCCCGACCAAGGUGGCGCCAAGGUCAGCCAAGGGGUCAUCCCCACCACCUCUCCUCGAAAGGACACGGCCGUGCAAACAGAUGAUGUGCCCGUGGGAAGCUUGGAAGCCCUCACCGAGCCAAGCACCGAGAUGAUUCUCUUGGACCUCAUUUCUCCAGAAAUUUCGGUUGAACUGGACGCACAAUUUAACAGCAAGAAGAGUAAGAAAGAGGCGCUCUCUGAGAAGAAGCUGGCCUUAGAGCCAGAGAGCAGCCGAUACAACGAGCUCUAUGAUCAGUUUGCGAGAACUGAAAAACAAACAAAAGCCAAAGGAAAAAGUGCAAAGAGGCCCGACUGGAACAAAAACCGGCCGGCCAAGAGGUACGUGCCCGCCUCGGAGAGGUAUCCCAAACACCUGCAGAGGCAGAGGGAGGAGAAAAAGAUGAGGAGGCAGAUGGAGCUGCUUCAACUGCUGGAAAAGAACACUCCUGGCCGUGUCUUUGUGCCCAGAGACGUCUCCCCAGAAAGCGUCCACUCCCCCCACGAGGAGCCUGAUCCCGGAGGCAGGGGACCCCGGGGCCACAAGGAAGAAGAUUUGAAAAAAAUCAACUCCAGCAAAGAAAGCAGAUCCGAGUCACCCCCUGUUCCAGCAGUAAAGAAUCGGUUACAACAGACACAACUCAAACAGACCAGUGCAGUACAUCCCCCUGAACCUCCUCAUUUCAUCCCCUAUGUCCGAACCAAUGAAAUCUACUGUUUGGAUCCAGAUGUACCAUCUUCACCUAGACCUUCAGCCUAUGAUCCACAGUAUCCAUAUUUAAAUGCUUUAGAUUCUGACUGCCGAGAGGAGAUAAUUGGCUACGACGGUGUGAGAGAUCCACUUCUCAAUCCCAACUUGGUCAAAAACAGAGACAGACAGCAAGCAAUACUCAAGGGACUAUCAGACCUGCGUCAGGGCCUUCUCCAGAAGCAGAAAGAGCUGGAAACUCAUCUCAUUCCCUUAGCUUCAAGUCAAGAAGACUUUGAUUCUCCAUUUGAUUCUCCAUUCUAAUGUACAGAAGUGAGAAUACAUCAAGCCAAACUAUUUCUACUGGAUUAUACCUCUCAUUACUGGCUUAACAGCAUUACAUUCAUUAAAUUAUAAAAUGUAUUGAUUCAGCAGCCAUGUUUCCAUAUUUAAAAUUGUUCAGGUUACUUUAUUGAAAAAUGAUCUAUUAAAAACUUUGUAGAAUGUAAAUAUACUUUUUUCAAAGAAUAAAAUGGUAA
Molecule: messenger RNA, 3501 nt
Organism: Sarcophilus harrisii (Tasmanian devil)
Lineage: Eukaryota; Metazoa; Chordata; Mammalia; Dasyuromorphia; Dasyuridae
Gene: CCDC66
Product: coiled-coil domain containing 66
Exons: 21
Coding region: 203-3286 (1027 amino acids)
Biological process (GO): cilium assembly
Cellular component (GO): microtubule; cilium
Molecular function (GO): microtubule binding
Source: RefSeq, a predicted model, not a curated record